CGGUCAAUUGAACCUGACCCGUGCGCGUUCAAUUAAAUAUGGCCGACGAUUCAAUUAAGGAGGCGGGCGAUCGAGCAUUAUCGGGAAGCUUAUCAGGCUUGGUUCAGAUUAUGCUGUUUGAGAACAUUGCGUUAAAAUGCGACAUGUAGAUACACGUUAUGUCGUGCAUGACAUAAUCGAUGCUUCAAAGCACAUAUACCGAAUAAGGUUAUGUCUUUUCCUGAACGAACUGUAGCCCGAUUUCAACUGACGUAAUGCGCCUGAGUUGACUGUUCUGUUGACAUGUUUUCGUGACAUGUGUUUCUCGUAUGGUAAAAUUAUCUCGCGCGUAAUUUAUCUGUUGAAAAACGAUCUGCGUGAUUAGUGUGACGGGUACGAUGUUUUCAUAUUCAUGGCCGCGAUUGUUAAAAAUUAAUUAUCUUUCUAAGGCGCCUAAAAGGCACAUAGUGAAAUAUGUACAGGGACAGUCUCCGGAACCUAGAGUUCGAGAAUAUUUUUAUUACAUUGAUCACCAAGUUGUUCCUGGAUGAUGCUCGUAUGAAAAAUUUUACUUCGUGCUUUAAAGACAAAAAGUUCUUGGCAUUUUUUUUCAAGCGUUUGAGGAAAAAUGAGACAGGAAGGUAUAUGGAGGAUUUUCCAUAUAUUUCUCUGUGUGGCCCAGAAAGAAAUUUUAUCAGAUGCGAUGAUUUGCCAAUAGUAUUUACUAAAAUUGUACAGAAACAGAACAGCGAGACAGGAGAAGAUGAAGAUUGGUUUGGUUAUGCUCAUGCAGAAGAGUUACUUAUGGUGCCAUUCGAACCAGAAAAGUUGUACAUGAAUAUUCAAACAGGAAGAGUGUAUCAUCCUGCACCAGAGAAAGCAGGGGGAGUUGGUCUAGUUAGAUCAAAAAUAGCAAUUGAAUUUAGUUCAUUAUUCAAUUUUGAAAAAGGUGAAGAACAUUGUCCAACUCACUUUUUGUGGAAAAGUAAAAGAUAUUCUCUUGAUUCUGGGUGGUGUAAGGAUAAAGUACUACAGACUCUAAGCUAAAAAUAAAUAAAUUUUAUUUUUAAUAAAAAAUGAAAACAAAGUACAAUAUAUAUAUAUGAACAACUUUCAUAAAAUGUACAUAGAUCUUAGAUAAUAACAAAGAUUUUAUAUUUUUCCCUAUAUAAUAGAUUACGUUAUGAUAAAGAUGAAAUAUCAAAAAUUCUGGCUGUGGAAUCAUCGGAUGUUGUUAGUGCCUUUUCUCCAUUUCUGAAAAGCAUUCAAUGUUAUGUGUCCUGUUUUAUUUAUACUCUAUUAUGAAGAAGUAAUUUCAUAUUGCUAUAACUUACUCAGAUAUAUGUAAAUCAAGAAUGUCAGCAGUAUGGCCAGAGAAUGAUUGUAGGCAUUGGCCAGUUCUUGCAUCGAAACACCUCAAAAUACCAUCUAAUCCUGCAGAAAACAGGAUAGACGUAUUUCCCUUCCAUAGCAAUUUAGAUAUACCGCUCUCUUGCUCGAUUUUUUGUCUGAGUACCUAAAUAGUUCCAGUACCAGUAGAAAUCAGUACUACAUAACACCACAUAAGGUUCCAUGUAAAGUAAAAGUGGUAAUACCUGUUUUGAGAUAUCCCAGAUAAAGAUUUCUCCAUUAACUGUACCAGUUGCAGCAACUGGGAAUGCAGGAUCCUUACAGAAUGCUGCAGUUUCUACCCAGUUGCUAUCACUAUUUGCUUCACUAUUCUCAGCAUCUUGGUCGAUAUUCAUAAGAUUACUUCUGUCACCAACAUUCAAUUUUUGCAAAAUCGAAAUUAUCUGAAGAUUGUAAAUCAUA
Nomia melanderi (Alkali bee) is the source of this 1791-nucleotide messenger RNA. Its product is annotated as UPF0598 protein CG30010. The record is from RefSeq and is a predicted model, not a curated record. Lineage: Eukaryota; Metazoa; Arthropoda; Insecta; Hymenoptera; Halictidae.